AUGCCCUCCAACCCCGCCAAGCGGAAGCCCUUUCCGUCGGGCCCGCAUGGCUCGACGGGAGCAGCUCGAAAGCGCGCCAAAACCUUUGACGCGCGCACCCUGGCCGUGCAGUCGACUGACGCUGCCCUCUCCGCAACAGGCGAGCUCGAUGUCGCCGCGUACGCUGCUGCUCGAGCAUUCGAAAUCCAAGCCCUGGAGGAGGGAAUGCAACGAUCAAAAAAUUCCCUUACUAGCCGAGCUUUUCAAAAAGUGCCUCGCGCAUUGCGACGUCGAACUGCGAGCCAUAAUGUCAAACGGGUCCCGCGAAGGCUGAGGGCGCGGGCAAAGCGAGAGAUGGUCGAGGACAACACACCUACCGUGACUGCUCGAAGACGCAGGCCCACCCAGCUGAUGCGCAUCCGUCUCGAAUCUGCCCGCCGCUUGCAAAACCUCAAUGCCCGGACGAAAAACAAACGCCUCGCCGCGAAAAUUGCCCGAGACAAGGUGACGAAGGAAGAACUGAAGGAGGAAGGAAGCCACAGCUUCGAUAUCGCCCCUCGAAUCCCCAAAAUCAAAAAGAAUAAACUCUCGAGGCCGCCGCCCGCCGAUGCAAAAUACCGCAAGCGCCAAAAAUGCAAGACGUGGCUCCCAACACAUUUAUUCCAUGCGAAGCGAGCACACAUGGCAACAACCAAGAACCCACUCUGGAGAUUUGCCGUUCCUCUGUCCCCUACCGAAAAAAGCUAUCGACCUACUCAUAGGGCCCGCGGCGCCCGCGGUGCUAUGGCGUGGGAUAUGAGCUAUAUGUCAACUAUACAGCUCGAAGGUACCGAGUCGUGCAUCGAAGCUGUGUUACGUGCGGUCGGUGUCAAUGGAGAAGAGACAUGGGGCAAGCAGGGCAAAAAGUGGAAAGCUGGCACUAGGUCUUUGCAUGCGUGGACGUUCGAGAAGAACCACCCUACCAGGCCGACUGCUCCUGUCACCUUGAUCUGGUGUGUUGCACCGCAGUCGGAAGAUGUUGAAAUGGUCGACGCAGACAAACCCUCGUCUACUUCCAAAAAGUCACGACGGAAGCUCUGGGUCCGUGUCCAUCCCUCUGCCUUUAUGCAAUUAUGGAGCGAUUUGCUCGAGGCAUCAAAACGUCAGAAUCCUCCAGUCAUGAUCGAGGAUUUGAGGUUUGAAAUUGGAAGUAUCGAAAUCACCGGCCCAGGUUCAACAGAAGCUUUGCUAGCGGCGCUACGGCCUCUGCAGAGCCCUGAAAAAGCAGAGAGCCCAGAGAAGACCUGGUCCUCGCUACUAGGUGUAUCAAACCCGUCAUCUUUGCCGCAGAAUGCGCUGUUGUCUUUCGCUGUCUCGGAUCCCCGCCUGGAAUUUCCACCUCGCACGCUAAAAUUUCCUGAAAACGAGUCUCAUAUGAAUGACCUUGCCAUUUUGCUCGCUAAAUGGACUCCAGAUCAGACACUGGGUUCAUCUGAGCUUUUCGAUCGGCCUUGUCGGCUCGCAGCUGCACGCCAACUGCCCAGCCAGAAAGCCAUCAACCGUCGUCGUACACUUUCGGGGCCUGGGAAAUUCCCUGACCCUAAGCCUACGGACCCACGGAUUCCUGUCAUGAUUCUUGCCAACCGUUCACGAAGCCAUCAGAAUCGGAACUCCGCUCCUGGAUCGUGGACAGUCCUCCUACCAUGGAAAUGUGUGGUCCCAGUGUGGUAUUCUCUCAUGUAUUACCCGCUCGCGAGCGGUGGCAACCCUCGAUUUGGGGGUGUAAAGCAACAGCAACAGCUUGCCUUUGAAGCGGGUGAGGCUUGGUUCCCUGGCGACUUUCCCGGUACGCGGGCUGGAUGGGAAUGGAAUCAGCGCGAGGCUGAAAAUUCCCGACGCGAAUGGGAAAGACGACCCAAGGGUCGUCGCAUUGAAUUUGACAGCAUUGUCUUGGGCGUGGAUCAUCCCAAGGGGGAAGUUGGGCAUGGUUGGGCCUGUGACUGGGAGAGACUGGCUCAAAGGCCGCCUAAUGAUAUGCCCGUCGACAAAAAUCAUUCUCAAGAAACAGCCAAUGCGGCCGAAUCCGAUGCCAAAGAUACAGCUGAUAUCAAUAUUCCACCUUCCGACCUUCACAAUCUACGACUUCCAACACGCGAUACAAACAAAACUCUCUCCAGCCUCACCAAAACACACACAGGACCCAAUGCGCUCUCCACAGUUUACGUGACACUAACCCACCGCGGCACACCUACUCCUUGUGCACGCAUCUACCGCCUACCCACAAACCCCUUUUUGCGCCAGAAAUGGCUGGAACUGGCUUCGGCCACCAAACAGAAGUCAAAUGAGCAGAAAUUCAGACCCCGAACAUCUUCGGCUGUCUCAGACGAGGAAGCCCGUCGUCAACUGGCCGAGUCACUCAUCUCUGCCGCUCCUGAAGACUCCCAAUCGGACUUCCUGGACGUCCCCACGGAAGAAGAUCUCAUUGGCUUCAUCACCACUGGAAAUUACAAUCUUUCCGAGGGCAAGGGUACUGGCAUUGGAUCAGUCCUGCUGUCGAAGGUAAUUGCACCUGAUGUCACGCCUUCUGAAAAGAGAAUGUGUAUUGUCCGAGCUGCCGGAGAGAAAAUUGGCAGGCUUGGAACUUGGGAGUUGAUCUGA
Molecule: messenger RNA, 2616 nt
Organism: Penicillium argentinense
Lineage: Eukaryota; Fungi; Ascomycota; Eurotiomycetes; Eurotiales; Aspergillaceae
Product: ribonuclease P/MRP protein subunit POP1
Exons: 2
Coding region: 1-2616 (871 amino acids)
Biological process (GO): tRNA 5'-leader removal
Cellular component (GO): nucleolar ribonuclease P complex; ribonuclease MRP complex
Source: RefSeq, a predicted model, not a curated record